GCCAUCAUCGUAAUACGCCGCUGCGAGUCCUCUCCUCCGUGUCAACAAGAUAGCGUACAAAUCGCCGGCGGUGAAUGCCGGCGAAACAAACUUUGAUAUCCGAACAGCGACGUUUUGAUAGUGAACGUUCCCGGGCGAGCGUAGACCAGCAGAAGGAUUCGAUUGACCCACAACCUCCAAAGUGCACCGACGGGAUCGCUAAGCCAUGGCCACCCUAGUGCCCAAAGUGUCCAGUGGCGGCGCUGUGAAGAUGCGCUACACCGGCGAUGAUGUCGGCGUCUCGCGUUGGAGGGAAGGCACCUUUGAGAUCCUGGAAAAGGACAACAAAGUCAAGUUGUGUUUGAAAUUCAACUCUGGAGGCUAUGCCAAAACCUUUGAGCUGAAUCAAAAUGUGAAGAAAGUCUCCUUUGGCAUUAACCGAAUCUCGCUGUAUUUGAAAGACAACCGGUUGAUCGUCCUGGACCAGAUGUCUUCCACUUUGGCCCGGAAGACUAAUGACUAUCUGGAGAAGCUAAUGCAAGGAAAGACAAGUGUUUUAAAAUCAUCCAACGGAAGUGUAAACUUCAGUCUGCCGACCCGCCGCUCAUUGAAGAAUGACAUCAGUCCCUCUGCGGAGAGACAGAUAACAACAAGACGUCAGAUUGCCGAGGGACGGGAGGAUUCCACGCCGCGUAAACCCCUGUGCAGCUCGAGCAGAGCCGCCUCCACACCUACUCGAGCCGGACAUUCCGACAACCGGAAUGAGAAGAGAAAGCGACACCUCGCCUCUGAAAAUGACUUGACUGAGGACUACCCCAAGGAAAACGACUCCUCCAGCAACAACAAAGCCAUUUCGGACCCAUCGAGGGAGUUUUUGCUGAUUUUCAAAGAAAAACUGAAGCAAGCAGAGGACAAUCGCAGUUUAGCUCCCCUGGCUUCAACGACUCCCCUCCAGCCGACUUCAUUCUACAGCAGAGGAUCCGUGACCAAGGAUAACAGCCAGGGCCACUCCUUUUCAGAAAGGGCCACAAGUACAUCGGCGUCACCCGCGGCCAAGCGCAGCCUCCUGCUGCCCGUUCACUCCACUCCUUCCAAGAAAGUGCGACCCUCCGUGGAUUACGGCGGCUGGAACAAGCUGAGGCCCUCGGCCGCAGUCCAGUCGCAGCCUCCCCUGCAAGGGUUUUCAAAUUUGGGCAACACUUGCUACAUGAAUUCCAUUCUGCAGUCACUCUUGAGCCUCCCGUCCUUCUCCAAUGACUUGCUGAGGCAGAGCAUCCCUUGGAAGAAAGUGCCCACCAAUGCGCUGCUCAGUCGUUUUGCUCAUCUUCUGGCCAAGAAGGACGUGGGUUGCCCGGAAACGCAAAAGGACCUCUUGAGGAAAGUGAAAAGUGCCAUCUCAUCCACCGCCGAGCGUUUCUCUGGAAAUAUGCAGAAUGACGCUCACGAGUUCCUCAGCCAAUGUCUGGACCAGCUGAAAGACGACAUGGAGAAAGUGAACAAAAGUCAGGCAUCUGCAACCAAGCCGGAUCCCGGCGAAGAAGCCGACACCUCUCGCAUCUACACCUGCCCUGUGGCUGUCAACAUGGCGUUCGAAGUGCAGCACACCAUCACGUGCAAAAGUUGUGGCGAAGUGUUAAUCAAGCGCGAGCAGUUCAACGACCUGUCCAUCGACCUACCUCGCAGGAAGAAGACCCUCCCGCUUCGAUCGAUCCAAGAUUCCCUGGAUCUGUUUUUCAGGUUGGAGGAAAUUGAAUAUUCCUGUGAGAAGUGCAAUAGAAAAACAGCCACGGUUACACACAAAUUCAGCAAACUACCCAGAGUGCUCAUCCUUCAUCUGAAAAGGUACAAUUUUAACGCCCAGCUGUCUCUGAACAGCAAGCUCGGCCAGCAGGUGGUGAUACCCCGCUACCUGACCCUACUGUCACACUGCACCGACUCCACACGACCCCCCAUCCCUCUCGGCUGGAGUUCCCAAGCGUCCAGAGCACUCAAAACAUCCCAGCCACUCAGUGCGUCCAUGGCUCCUCUCCGGAAGCUCGCAGGGAAGACAGUUAAUUGCAACAACAACGCAUCGGCGCUAGUGGAAGAGGAAGAGGAAGAGGAGAAGCUUUGCAGAAAGGCGAGCACCGCUCGCAGACGACGAAUCAGCAACAGUCUGCCGGAAGAUGAUGAACGACCAGAAGAGCGGGGAGAUCCAACCGAUCUCAGUGGGAUCAACGACGAUGAAAUGUUAGAAGCCGUGCUAGAGUUCAGUCGGCAGGAGGCCGGUGUCACCGCGCCGCCUUUGGUCCUGGACGACGAGCCUACGAGCAGCCCGGACACGGGCUUCGGCGACACGGAUGCCCAGGAACUGGCCUAUCACACUGAGCUGAUGGAGACGGACACCAAACAGCCCGCAAACGUGUUGGAUUCCUUGGACUUGACCAUGGACGAGAACAAAGAGAACCAAACCCCAGAAGGUUCGCAAGGCCAACAGGGGGAAAUCGAUUGGGUCCAGCAAUACAACUUGGAUCAGGAGAGGGAGGAUCAGGAGUUGCAGCAAGCGCUGGCUCAAAGCCUCAAGGAGCACGAAGCCCAAGAGUUGAGAGAGGCGGAUGAUCUGAAGAGGGCCACCGAGCUCAGCUUGCAAGAGUUCAACAAUUCUUUGCCCGAGCACAUAUGCUCGGACGACGACUCCGGCAACGAAGAUGUGCUCGACAUGGAAUACACGGAAGCCGAAGUCGAGAGCCUCAAGAGGAACGCGGAGUGCGGGGACUUGGCCAACUCUUUUCGGCUCAUCAGUGUCGUCAGCCACAUCGGGAGCAGCUCCACCUCUGGCCAUUACAUCAGCGACGUUUACGACAUGAAGAAGCAGUCGUGGCUGACUUACAACGACCUGGACGUGUCGCGCACCCAUGAGGCGGCCGUCCAGCGGGAGCGCGACCGCAGCGGAUACAUUUUCUUCUACAUGCACAAGGAUGUGUUUGAGCAGCUGUCCGAAAUGGAGAAGGCCCCCGGCAAUGUCUCGGACCUGGGGAGAAAUGUUCUGCAGCCCCUCUGAGCCCCCACCACGCCUUCGACCACGAAACAGCCUGAACGUAACUAGACUGGUGUCUUAUUUACUACUGAUUGCUCGGCCCCACCCCACCCAACCCAGUUUUCAAUGUUGGCACUUGUUUCGCACAACAGAGAACAGAAACAACCCCGUCGUAUGCGUGUCUGAAGCGCUUAAAACCCAUUUGAUCAGUUGUUUUGGGGUUUAUGCUUUGCUACAGUUCUAUCAACUAACUGUUUUAUUAACUUGCCACAGCAGGAGCUACUGGAAGUGUUUCGAUUUCCUCCCUCGGCCCUCUGUUUUGUGAACCGAUUACAAAACGACGAUGUUGGAUGAUAAGCUAUUAUUUAGAGUGUAGAGAGUGUUACUGUAUUUUGCGGGUACAGUCAGUGCAAUAUCCUUUUUUGACACAAUUCAAGCACUGUGUCGAUUUUUCUGAAGCUGCUCUUUCUGCUUUAGUCCUUACAAGUUCCAGCAAAAAAGCCCUUCUAUGUCUUGCGUUUUGCUCGUGUGCCUCCUCAAGUCUUUCGUAAAUGUUUAUGUAUAAGCUUUAAACUUGUUUUUUCUCCACCCGAUAUUUUUGUCAAAAUUAAGCAAUUUUUAGUCAAGAGUUUUUCUAUUUAUUGCAACCUCGGGUUGUCCAAAUCGACCGGCAAAGAUGCAGAACACCAGGGAGGCAAGAUAUGUUACGUUUCAGUCUGAACCUUCAUCAGUCCCAUUCGGUCUUUUUGCAGAGACUAAUAAACUCAUGCCCGUAACCAUGACACCCUCCAGGAAUUGGCCACGUUCAGUUUCCUGUACAGCCUCCUUGUUCAACCUGACAGAAUUCUUACAGCAGACUUUGGUAAUAAAACACUUCAAUGAA
Molecule: messenger RNA, 3878 nt
Organism: Syngnathus acus (greater pipefish)
Lineage: Eukaryota; Metazoa; Chordata; Actinopteri; Syngnathiformes; Syngnathidae
Gene: usp37
Product: ubiquitin specific peptidase 37
Exons: 24
Coding region: 206-3019 (937 amino acids)
Biological process (GO): G1/S transition of mitotic cell cycle; protein deubiquitination
Cellular component (GO): nucleus; cytosol
Molecular function (GO): cysteine-type deubiquitinase activity; cysteine-type endopeptidase activity
Source: RefSeq, a predicted model, not a curated record